CUAAGACGCCGUCCCCAAGUCUACCAGUGACAACGGCGAUAUCUGGGCCUCCUUCCCAGGCGAUUGGUGGGUACGAUCAAUAUUCCGCGAUGAAUCCGGCGCCUCCAGACAUGUACUAUCAGCCUCCUCAUAUGUCCGCUGGUCCAGCACCGCAACCCCAAACUGUGACAUCAAAUGCCUUACCCCAGUACGGUCACCAACAGCCAACGCUAUUACAACCGGGACCAGCACAGUACUCUGCUCCUCCGUAUCAGUAUGGCUAUACGAAUGGGUUGACAUCCCCUCAGUCCGCGCCCCCGGUCUCUGGCUCCAUGGGUGCCCAAAAUGUUCUGCCUCUUCCAGGAGUGGCAAACCAAGGGGGCAUGCAGAACCAGUACCAAGGCUUUGACACGACAGGCCAAGUUGCGCCGCCGGGCAUGAAACCCCGAGUCACUGCCACGCUUUGGGAAGAUGAAGGUAGUUUGUGCUUCCAAGUCGAGGCACGGGGGAUUUGUGUUGCGCGUCGAGAAGACAACCACAUGAUAAACGGAACGAAGCUGCUCAAUGUUGCUGGCAUGACCCGCGGUAGGAGAGACGGGAUUUUGAAAAGUGAAAAAGUGCGCCAUGUCGUAAAGAUUGGCCCAAUGCAUCUUAAGGGUGUUUGGAUUCCGUUCGAAAGAGCCCUGGAUUUUGCCAAUAAAGAAAAGAUCACCGAGUUGUUAUAUCCUCUGUUCGUUCAUAACAUUGGGGCUUUAUUAUACCACCCCACAAACCAGAACCGGACGAACCAAGUGAUGGCUGCGGCCGAACGGCGAAAACAAGAGCAGAAUCAGAUGCGCAAUGGGCCCGGCCCUACACCUCCAGGAGGUGUCUUACCGUCAAUACAGCAGCACCAUCAUCAUAUGGGACUCCCUGGACCGCAACCUUCGCUUCCGUCGCACAACAAUGCGGGUCGACCUUCCCUUGAUAGGGCCCACACGUUCCCAACGCCGCCCACCAGCGCGUCGAGUGUAAUGGGAAGCAUGGGUGCUUCUGAAAACUUCCAAUGGGGUCAACAAGGGAUGAGCGGUGCUCAGGGUACUAAUCCUAUGUCUAUUGAUACAGGUCUUAGCAAUGCAGCACGCUCAAUGCCAGCAACGCCAGCGACCACACCACCUGGCACUACUUUGCAGAGCAUGCAGCCCUAUUCUCAAGCCAGCCAGCCGUACGAUAGUUCUCGUGCUGUGUACAAUGGCCAAGCUCCCCAGCAGUCUCCUUACCCCCCUUCGAACAGUAGUCCGCAAGAUAGGAACAUCUACGGCCAGACAAGUUCCUACCUUAAAAGUGAGAUGGGACCUCCAUCCGGGAGACCAACUGGCACAGGACCAAGUGAGCCUCCCGACGUGAAGCCAUCAAACGGAAUGCUGCAACAUAGCGACGGUGUGCCUCACCCCUCCGGCGAGGACGAAGCCGAGCAUGAAGCCGAAUAUACACACGAUAGCGGGGCCUAUGACGCCAACAGAACGUCGUAUAGUUAUAAUGCACCGCCCGUCACCGCAUUGCCGGGUGACCAUCAACAUAUGCCCCCGGACAUGACGGGCUCACCAAAUCAUCAAGCUGGGUCGGGCCGUGCAACGCCUAGGACCGCUGCACCGCCGCAACCUUAUUAUACCCAACAAGCAGGGUACAGUACGCCACCACGUGUACCACCUUCCAGUAACCUUUAUAAUGUAAUGAGUGGCGACCGGGCGUCCACAAAUGGUGGCCCGGCGCCAGAUGUUUAUAGCUCUCAGGGUGAUAUGGGCGCCCCGAUGCAGAACGGGUAUGCUGCUCAGUCAGUCAUGAACGGUGCACCUGGUACCUUGAAGCGAGGCCGUGACGAUGAGGACGACCUACCUCGCCCGUCGAGCGGUGGACUAGACUUGAAGCGCCGGAAAACCAUGGUCGACGGACCCAUGCCUGCUCCAGGAUACGACGCAAUGAACCGUCCGGCCUCCGCAGUAGCUCGCAGGCGAUAACGCCGAUCUGAUUGUUCGGUAGGCUGUUGAUGAAUACUUCUACGCAUUAAUUUCGGUGUUUGGGCACUUGUGCGAAACCUUGAUUCUACGAGGACGAAUCACUUUCGCGCUAUAGAAUUCGACGCCGACUACGAGAUACACACACACACUCCUUUGUUUACUAUUCCCUUCCGAAUCAUUUGUAUUCGCCGCGACGAUUCAUCAUCGGCAUGUUUGGGCCCAUCC
Messenger RNA from Annulohypoxylon truncatum, 2201 nucleotides. RefSeq names its product apses-domain-containing protein. Gene Ontology annotation, molecular function: DNA-binding transcription factor activity; sequence-specific DNA binding. NCBI's taxonomy places the organism in Eukaryota, Fungi, Ascomycota, Sordariomycetes, Xylariales, Hypoxylaceae. Gene Ontology annotation, biological process: positive regulation of transcription by RNA polymerase II. Gene Ontology annotation, cellular component: nucleus. The transcript has 3 exons. The record is from RefSeq and is a predicted model, not a curated record. The coding region runs from base 90 to 1976 and encodes 628 amino acids.